This is a messenger RNA of Spathaspora passalidarum NRRL Y-27907, 477 nucleotides long. Its product is annotated as SUMO-targeted ubiquitin ligase complex subunit. The coding region runs from base 1 to 477 and encodes 158 amino acids. The record is from RefSeq and is a predicted model, not a curated record. Lineage: Eukaryota; Fungi; Ascomycota; Pichiomycetes; Serinales; Debaryomycetaceae. The transcript has a single exon.
AUGCCACCAUUAGACUACAUAAUCAACAUAUCAUCAGAUGAAGAAGAUGAUAUAGGCGAAGAAGACGUGGAGAUAGUCGAAUUUCGUAAAGUCACAAAUGAUUUGAUCGAUCAUCCCAGUCAGAAACCAAACCAUACAACUAAAAAAUUAUCUGAUGUUCAAUGCCCGAUCUGCUUUGAUGAUGUUACAAAUGCAACUACUACUUCAUGUGGUCAUAUCUUCUGUUUGGAAUGUAUCGAGCAGAGUAUAUCCAGUUCUCAUGCCCGAGGACAAGUUAGUGGUAAUGGACGAGGCAAGGGACUUUGUCCGUUGUGCAGGAAGCAAGUUUCUUUCAAGGAUACAAUUUUAAUAAGAUUGAAAGUUGGCGAAAGAAUUGGUAAGCCUGAGUUACCACCUAAGGAACCAAAAAAGGAUGAGAUUAAAGUCACUGAUAUUAAAUUGGAUGAACCAAGCCCUAAGAAGAGAAAGAAAGAGUAA